AUGGCCAGUCGGAAGAAGUCACACGUCUUUCGGGUGACCGGCCUGUCGCGGGAACAGCCCGAUGACGAUCUCCAAAACGCAUUGCAAGAGACACUCCACGACAACCUCACCGACGAUGAGAGAUCGCAGAUCCAGGCGGAGAUCACCGUCGUGCCCUCGUGCUAUGAGAGUGACACACAGAGGGUGGCGCUGGUGCAGUUUCGCGGUGGCGUGCCUCAGUUCCUUUAUAAGCUGAAAGUCGAUCCGCUUGAGGACUGGCAGGUCGAGAUGGGAGACACUGACACUAGCUUUGACCGUCACUUCUUUGGGUUUACCCAGCUCUACGCGCCGGACGAGAAUAAACCAGUGGUUGCUGACAUCAUCGCCAUCACCGGGCUAGAUGGGCAUGCAUACGGAUCGUGGCAGGGCCGCGGGAAUCUCGGUCGGAUGUGGCUUCGGGACUUUCUGUCAAAGGAUUUGCCGCAGUGCCGGACCAUGAUCUACGGAUAUAACUCUAAGCUGUCGAUACGCGGAGUGGAUACGAUCCUCGACUACGGGCGGGGGCUGAUGGAGGAGAUUAAGAAAAUCCGGCAUACGAAGGAGUGCUUAGUGAGGGCAAUCCAGACAAUGGAGGGAGACCACCCGGCAAUCACAUCGCUGUAUCGAGCCACGUACGGCAUGCUCCUCUUUGCCAUCCCCCAUAAAGGACUAGAUUCGGAGAGCGGACGAUGGAAACGCACAGGUGACUUCGUGACGACGGUUGGCGCAGACUCGGCUCUUCUUCAGCUCCCCGACCAUGAAGAGGAUAAGGUGCCGCUAAAUGCUGAUCACUCGACGGUGGUUAAGUUUAAGACGCGUACUGAGGAAGGAUACCAAACAGCGCUUAUUAACUUGCGGCAGUUCUUAGAAGAAGCACCAUCAGUGGUGGCAGCUCGGUUUAAGCAGAUGCGCCAGAAACCCCAGCCGCAAUCCACGGUGCCUUUUAAAAGGGAUCUGACGUUUGUGGGCCGUGAAGCUGUCAUCGGUGGGAUCAAGGAGAAGCAUGGGGCGAUCGGCCAGCGACAUGAGCGGGUGGCAUUGGUGGGGUUGGCAGGUGUUGGAAAAACGCAGGCAGCCAUCGAGUAUGCCUAUCGGCUUGUGUAUCGGUGGUUGUGCGAUGCACGCAAUGGACGCUGGCUGAUGGUGCUUGACAAUGCGGAUGACGAUGGUGGCUUUUUCCGUGGCAAUGCAUCCGAUGAACGAGGGCUACUGGUGCGGUUCCUGCCCCAAGCGGCGCAUGGAUUCAUGCUAAUCACAUCGCGAAAUCGCUUUGCGGCACGGAAUCUGGUGGGGAGUGAUGGUGAUGUGAUUACAGUCCAGCCAAUGAACGAGGAAGAGUCGGUCGCGCUUUUACGGCUAAGACUUCUAGAUCCUCCCUCUGGAGAGUCGGGAGAGGACGAGAGGGCACUGGUGCAGGCACUCGAAUAUAUUCCGCUGGCACUUAUCCAGACUGCGGCAUAUAUUGCUAAUCGAUCCCCCCUGAUUAACGUCUCCGCAUACCUUCGACUUUUCCAUGAAAGCGAAUCGAAGCGGAUGCGGCUGCUCCAGACUGAGGAUUCCACAGAUCUCCGGCGUGAUCCCAGCAUUCGAUAUGCGGUGAUCACAACAUGGCAGCUAUCAUUCAAGCAAAUCCGUCAGGAGCAGCCUGCAGCAACUGAUCUCCUGGCGUUGAUGAGUAUGUUCGAUCGGCAGGGUAUCCCCGAAAAUCUGGUGCGUGACUCGGAUCAAGAUGAGCUUGACUUUCACGAUGCAUUGGCGCCGCUGCUCAGCUAUUCUCUGGUCCGGUUGGAAAGGGACGAACGAUUGUUUGACAUGCACCUGCUCGUGCAAUUGUCGGUCCGGGCGUGGCUGCAGCAGCACCAGCAGCUCCAGGGCUGGCAGGUCAAAUCACGUGGCAUUAUGGCACGGGCAUUUCCCGAUGGCAACUACGAAAGCUGGACACAAUGUCGCUCGCUCCUUGCGCAUGCCAAGAGUGUGCUAACGUCUAUCAACGACGCAGAUGAUAACGAUCGAUUGAAUGCUGCCGCCCUCUCCUCUCAUUGUGGUCGUUUUCUGGAACUUCAAGGAGCAUACGAAGAGGCGAAAGCGAUGCAUCGACAGGCGUUAGAAGCGCGGGAGAAGGUGCUUGGACGUGAGCAUCCCUCCACGCUCAUCAGUGUCAGUAAUCUUGGCAACGUGCUCUUCAGCCAAGGGAAAUAUGAAGAGGCGGAAACGAUUCAUCGACAGGCGCUGGAAGGGAGUGAGAAGAUUCUUGGACGUGAACAUCCCUCCACGCUGGCCAGUGUCAGUAAUGUUGGCAACGUGCUCUUCAGCCAAGGGAAAUAUAAAGAGGCGAAAGCGGUGCAUCGACGGGCGCUAGGAGCACGAGAGAAGAUUCUUGGACGUGAACAUCCUGACACGCUGACCAGUGUCAGUAAUCUUGGCAGCGUGCUCUCCAGGCAAGGAAAAUAUGAAGAGGCGGAAGCGAUGCAUCGGCGGGCGCUUGAAGGAUGUGAGAGGGAGUUUGGACGUGAACAUCCCUCCACGCUGGCCAGUGUCAGUAAUGUUGGCAACGUGCUCUUCAGCCAAGGGAAAUAUGAAGAGGCGAAAGCGGUGCAUCGACGGGCGCUAGGAGCACGAGAGAAGAUUCUUGGACGUGAACAUCCUGACACGCUGACCAGUGUCAGUAAUCUUGGCAGCGUGCUCUCCAGGCAAGGAAAAUAUGAAGAGGCGGAAGCGAUGCAUCGGCGGGCGCUUGAAGGAUAUGAGAGGGAGUUUGGACGUGAGCACCCCUCCGCGCUUACCAGUGUUAGUAACCUUGGCGGUGUGCUUGACAGCCAAGGGAAAUACGAAGAGGCGGAAGCGAUGUGUCGACGGGCGUUGGAAGCACGAGAGAAGGUGCUUGGACGUGAGCAUCCUGACACGCUCACCAGUGUCAGUGGCCUUAGCUGUAUACUUAGCAUCCAAGGGAAAUAUGAAGAGGCGGAAUCAGUGCUUCGACGGGCGCUAGAAGGAUACAAGAAGGUGCUUGGAUGGAAAUAUAACGAGGCGGAAACGAUGCAUCGACGGGCGCUGGAAGGGAGUGAGAAGGUGCUUGGACGCGAGCAUCCUGACACGCUCACCAGUGUCAGUGACCUUGGCUGUAUACUUAACAGCCAAGGGAAAUACGAAGAGGCGGAAGCGAUGCAUAGACUGGCGUUGGAAGCACGAGAGCAGAUGCAUGGAUGUGAACAUCCCACCACGCUUACCAGUGUCAGUAAUCUUGGCAAUGUGCUCUUGAGGCAAGGAAAAUGUGAAGAGGCGGAAGCGCUGCAUCGACGGGCGCUAGGAGCACGGGAGAAGAUUCUUAGACGUGAACAUCCUGACACGCUUACCAGUGUUAACAACCUUGGCUUUGUGCUUGACAGACAAGGGAUAUAUGAAGAGGCGGAAGCGAUGCAUCGCCAGGCGCUAGGAGCACGAGAGAAGAUGCUUGGACGUGAACAUCCCACCACGCUUACCAGUGUCAGUAAUCUUGGCAAUGUGCUCUUGAGGCAAGGAAAAUAUGAAGAGGCGGAAGCGAUGCAUCGACGGGCGUGGGAAGCGGGAGAUAAGGACUUUUAA
Molecule: messenger RNA, 3600 nt
Organism: Aspergillus terreus NIH2624
Lineage: Eukaryota; Fungi; Ascomycota; Eurotiomycetes; Eurotiales; Aspergillaceae
Exons: 8
Coding region: 1-3600 (1199 amino acids)
Molecular function (GO): protein binding
Source: RefSeq, a predicted model, not a curated record